Messenger RNA from Anopheles marshallii, 1338 nucleotides. RefSeq names its product SAM50-like protein CG7639. Lineage: Eukaryota; Metazoa; Arthropoda; Insecta; Diptera; Culicidae. The coding region runs from base 1 to 1338 and encodes 445 amino acids. Gene Ontology annotation, cellular component: outer membrane; SAM complex. The transcript is spliced from 6 exons. The record is from RefSeq and is a predicted model, not a curated record. Gene Ontology annotation, biological process: mitochondrial respiratory chain complex assembly; protein insertion into mitochondrial outer membrane.
AUGGGAGGCGGAACGUCCAGGACAGAACCUCCACCGGCAGGCCGAAGAGAUCCGGAUUUUACCCGGUUCAAGGCGAGAGUCGAUCGAGUGUACAUAGGAGGCCUAAAUCGAACGCACGACGACUACGUACAGCGUGCUGCACGUCAUCUGUUCAAGGCGCAGAACUUCCAGGACGUUAUCGUAGAAACGGCAAACGUCAAGGAUGAGCUGUUGCGAUUAGGUAUCUAUAAGAACUUGCGUAUCUCGAUCGAUACCAGCAAAGGUGAAGGAGCGAGCAAAAACGGCUACACAGUGUCGUUUGCGGGCGAGGAACUUUCCCGGAUAACUGGAAACGUUGGUGUAGAAGUUGGCCAAAACGAUGGAGCAGCUACGACCGAACUGGUGACACCAAACUUGUUCGGACGCGGCGAACGGUUAAGCAUCAAUUUGAGCCGCAGUUAUGUGCGCAACAGUGUAGUGAAUAUGAAGCUCACCAAGCCCUUCCUGCAUACGGCCGUGGGCGAUUACGAACCAGAAACCUCAUUUACCUUGUUCCGGAAUGCGUCACCCCAUCCUUGGUCCAAGUAUCGUCUGCAAGACAAUGGCAUGCUGUUCGAUUUUUCCUUCGCCAUACCGUCACUUGGCUUCAGCAAUAGUCUCCAGUAUGAGCUGGGCAUGAAAGAACUGUUUGCGCUCGACAAACAGACACCGUUCUUCGUGCGCGAACAUUGCGGCCCCCGGCUCGUGUCCACCUUCCGCUACAUUGGCCAGUACGACGGACGGGACGAUAGCGUGUUCCCUUCGAACGGUGUGUAUGUGAAGGGUACGGCCGAACUGAUCGGCAGCCAGCUGUCCCAGCUCGGUAUCGUUCGGCAUGAGAUGCACGGCGAGCUGAACGUGCCGCUGUUUCUGGGUGCCUCGUUACAACUGUGCGGCCGGUUCGGUGCGAUACUGCACGACAAGCGCAAGGAAACGUUACCCAUUCAUCAGCUGUUUUUCCCCGGUGGACCACAAACGCUGCGAGGUUUCGAGCUGGCUGGAGCCUGUCCACGGCGGGACGGUAUUGCGGCCGGUUGUCAAUCGUACUGGGCGACAGGAUUGCAUCUGUGGAGCCCGUUACCGUUCAAUCAGUACUUUGGAGGUCUUGGCAAUCUGUUCAGGACGCACGCAUUCUACAAUAUUGGCACAUGCAAUACUAACACCACAGAUAAACUGCGCAGCACGGCCGGCAUCGGUAUUGCAUUCCGGAUGGGGCAGAAAGCGCGUAUCGAAUUCAACUACUGCCAACCGCUUUCGUACGAAGCGGGCGAUCGCGUGGUGAAAGGAUUCCAGUUCGGUAUUGGUUACGAAUUCAUCUAG